GUUGCCGGAUGAACGUCAUUUCCGCUCGCGCCCCUAAAGCGUCUCGUUGCAUGGAAACAGCCUUAACUGAAACUCACUAAGAGGAGAGAGAUGGGCAGCUGAUUUAUUUAUACAUUAUUUACAAAGGAGAUUAUGAUUACGUUUCUUUUCUAUGUAUCGGUUUGUUAAUAGAGCUGUUGAAUAUGCUUUACUGUGAUAUAACACUUAAAUACGAGCACGUUAGCUUGCUAGCCGGUCCUGCUAUAUAAAUACCGAAAUGCUAGCCAGCUAAAGCUAACUGCUGGGAGCUCAGUGAAUAGAGAUUUAUGCAAAUAACAAAAAAGGUUUUUUUUUUAAUAUCGUUCCUGAGAGAGAGAGAGAGAGAGAGAGAGAGAAUUCAUGUUCUCUCUCCAGAUUAGUGAACUAGUUACAGAAAUUAGAGGAUUAAAGUUUAAUCCAGGUAAAUAACUAGCUGCCAUAUUAGCAGGGUUAGAUAUCCAAGUAUCCACACUGCCUGGGCUUCUGAGCUUGUUAUCUAAUACUGGAGCAGAAGAACAUGGCGGGUGAUAUGAAGCGCAUUCCUGAGCUGGAGCAGGAGAAAUAUGACUCCGAUGAGCAGGUGAAGAUUAUCUGCCUCGGGGACAGUGCAGUGGGGAAAUCCAAGUUAAUGGAAAGAUUUCUUAUGGAUGGAUAUCGCCCUCAGCAGCUGUCCACCUAUGCACUGACCUUAUACAAAUACAGCACCACUAUCAACGGGAAGUCUGUGCUGGUCGAUUUCUGGGACACCGCUGGACAGGAGCGCUUUCAGAGCAUGCACCCAUCAUACUACCACAAAGCACACGCUUGUAUCAUGGUUUUUGAUGUCCAGAGGAAAGUAACAUACAAGAAUCUUUCCAACUGGUAUAAAGAGCUGCGAGAAUACAGACCUGAAAUUCCCUGUUUGGUGGUGGCUAAUAAAAUAGAUGCCGACAUGAGAGUGACACAGAAGAGUUUUAACUUUGCCAAGAAGCAGGGACUACCUUUCUACUUCGUAUCUGCUGCUGAUGGAACCAACGUGGUCAAGGUUUUCAAAGAUGCUAUAAACAUGGCUUUGUCUUACAAGAAGAACUCCAGCGACUUUAUGGAUGUAGUCAUGAGAGAACUGGAGAACUUUGACUUGGAGGGAAAAGAAGAGUCGGCUGACGAAGACGAAGAAGAGGGAAGAGCAGACUGACGUUCUCGGCGUGCGGUGGGAUUAGGGAUCGGGAUUAGAGUGCUGUUCAAUUCACGGCUGCUCACCAACUGUCCUGAGGAGUUUACAAGCUGUACGAAUGAAACCAGUUGGGACAAAGCUCUACCUCAUGUGUUAGAUCCAUCUCUGUGACCUGCUACAUUGGAUAUUCAGCGCAUAGAAUAGACUGUCAUCAAUUCUUGUGUGGCUUUAGGUCUUAGAAACAUACUAUACAAGAAGAGUGUAGGGAUUAUAGGUAUAGUGAUGUGUGGGUUUUUCACAGAUAUUUCAUAUUCUGGACGCAGCUGUUUAAGAAGGCGAGUUGGCAGCCGUGGUGUAAUCUCACACCGUGUGUGUGUGUGUGUGUAAAUACAUAGCAGUGAAGAGAGACCCUGCUAUUUUAUAUGUUUUUUGUUUUUUUUCCCUCAUCAGUGAUAUCACCUUGAUAACACUAUUGACAUUUUGCAUCAUUUUGGUAGUAUUUAUAUCAUGGGAAUUUAUGUUACUUGAAUCACAUUUUUUAAUUUUCAGUACAUGAUCAUUCAGAUCCAGCAUUAUUAUAAGGAUGUAUAAAUAGCUCAUCAUUUUGCACAAACUGUGAAAAGAGUGUGAAAAAAUGUGGCUGGUUGUAGAAAUCACACACACACACAUGUUGUCUUCUGUCUGAUGUGACAUUUAAGUAAAUAGGAAAUUUUCUGUAUUGUGUGUGUGUGUGGUACUGGAAAUGCACUCGUAUUGUGGCAGCAUAUUAACACAUCCUUCAGUGUUCAUUUAAGAGCAUCCUGGUAUGUGCUGCAAUUAAACACUGUUGCUUUUAUUUAGCUCCUGUGUAUGGUGUGGCUUGAUGUCCUGUAGGCUGGCUGUGACAGUAUAAUCAGCACUGUUCGUCUCGCCAGACCGCAUAAUCAGAGGGUAAAACUCAGAGGAGUUUAUGUUUUUGUUAGACUUACAGUGCUGCAUUAUCAUGUAGUGUCAUGUUUGGUACUCACUUCUUUUUAGAGUCCAGGGUCAGCUGUGUCAAAUGUUACCUG
This is a messenger RNA of Hemibagrus wyckioides, 2220 nucleotides long. It is a transcript of the gene rabl2, whose product is annotated as RAB, member of RAS oncogene family-like 2. NCBI's taxonomy places the organism in Eukaryota, Metazoa, Chordata, Actinopteri, Siluriformes, Bagridae. Gene Ontology annotation, cellular component: Golgi apparatus; endosome. Gene Ontology annotation, molecular function: GTP binding; GTPase activity. The record is from RefSeq and is a predicted model, not a curated record. Bases 536 to 1192 code for a protein of 218 amino acids. The transcript has 8 exons.